This is a messenger RNA of Coccinella septempunctata (seven-spotted ladybird), 1112 nucleotides long. Its product is annotated as trypsin-1-like. The record is from RefSeq and is a predicted model, not a curated record. Gene Ontology annotation, molecular function: serine-type endopeptidase activity. Bases 232 to 936 code for a protein of 234 amino acids. The transcript is spliced from 6 exons. Gene Ontology annotation, biological process: proteolysis. NCBI's taxonomy places the organism in Eukaryota, Metazoa, Arthropoda, Insecta, Coleoptera, Coccinellidae.
UAGAUUUUCAUUUACUUAAUUGUUGUAUAACACAACAGUACUGGGCAUUGAACUUUCGAAUAUCGGAAUAAAAUACCAUUAGAAUUGUUAUGUAAAAUUUACAUUACAUUUAUAUUGCAGGCCUCACAUCAGAAGAGAUUCGAUGUGGUCAAAGGGGAACUCGGGAACAUGGUUUGAGGAUCAUUAAUGGAACACUUGCUUCUAAAGGUCGUUAAUCAUAAAUGAGCGUAAAUGACAUUUUUAGGUGAAUUUCCUUGGAUGAUUUCUUUUCGCAGAAAGGAUAUUUCUGGAUACAAACACAACUGCGGAGGCGCUAUUGUCUCAGAUUCUUGGAUACUCACUGCUGCUCACUGUGUUUACAACAUUGAAAAAGAUUCUCUGUUGGUGGUAGCUGGUGUUGAUAACAUAAAAAUUGAUGAAGACACCAAGCAAGUUAGAAAAGUGGCAGAAGUUUUCACCCCUAACUUUGAUCCUGCAACGUUCGCUAAUGAUAUUGCUCUAUUGAAAUUGGAAUUACCACUUGAAUUUGGGAUUCAUAUAAUGCCUAUUUGCUUUCCUGGCAGUAAUCAACAUUUUGCAGGUAAUGCAAUUGUGGCAGGGUGGGGAAAUAAUGAAAACGGCAAACAAACCGAUUUGUUGUAUUUUGUGGAGAUAAAUCUGGUGGAGAAAUCCAUUUGUGAUUAUAAUUAUGUAAGAAAUGGAUAUUCCAGAUUUUUGAAUGAUUGUCAACUUUGCGCAGGUUUACCAGAUGGUGGAAGAGAUGCAUGUCAGGGAGAUUCAGGUGGACCUCUCAUAUGUGAAUCUGAUGAAAAAUAUAUUUUAUGUGGAAUUGUCAGUUGGGGAAUUGGUUGUGGGAGGAAAGAAUAUCCAGGAGUUUAUACCAAAGUAUCUUGCUACAUGAAGUGGAUUGAAAAUCAUAUCCAUGCAAUAACAUGAGGAAAUAUAUUGUCUUACAAUAAAACCCAAAAAUCUUUAGUUUCAAUAUCUUCUUCACUUAGCAAAUAGGCACAUAGAAAAUUGGAUUAUUCGUAAACAUCCUAAUAUUUUCACAAUUUUUACUAUUUUUCUGUAAUAUGCACAUUUAAGAUUAAAAAUCGCUUACUCUUCCUUUA